AUGCAGGUCGGGAAGAGAGCCCCGCAGGCGGCCAGCCACACCGACACCUCCUUUAAGAGCAAACGCGUUAAAGUCUCAGCGCAGAGCAUCCUUCAUGACCUUGGUGAUGAAGAUGCUGUUACCGCGAGGGGACAGCGUGUGCAGGAGCUGCUGGUCCAGCUGCGUCACUACAGCCCAGCCAGCAAGCGUGAAGCAUUGGCGGGCCUGAAGUCGAUCGUGGACCGACACCGGUCAUUCGCGGAGGUAAACUUCGCCAGGCUAGCGGAAGCCAGCCUCGAGCUGGCCGUCUGCUUCGACAACGAUGUUCGAAAAGGCCUGCUGGCAUUUCAGGAGACGCUGCUGAAUUGUGUAUCUGCCCGGACCUUCUCUCCAUUCGCGAACCUGUACAUGGCUUACGUGGUCAGUGCCAUGACCAGCCUGACUAAGGGCGUCCGGCGCGACAGCCUCACGCUGCUCGCCCUCCUGUUAGCCCGCUUCCCCGCCGCCGUAGCUGACCGGGCCGAGCGUCUGGCGCCUAACUAUGCUACCCUACUCGCUGCCGAUCCGGCCUCCAAGAAGCACGCAGGAAGGGCGGAAGCCCUGCAAAGCCUCGUGAGCUUGUUCAGGGCUGUGUCGCGGCGGUAUGGUAGUGGUAAUAGCGGGGGCAAGGCCGGAGGUGGUGUUGGUGGUGUUGGUGGCGGCGGUGGUUUGGGGACGGCUAGGUUGUCGUGGAAGCAAGGUUCUCGGAGAAAUGGCGCCUUGAUGCUAUGCCCUUGCUCGACGACCGUGUUGGCCGGGAAUGCAGAUAGCCGUGGCGGCGGCACGGGCGGAGCUGGCCCGACAGCUGAUUCGCCGCAGAUCAAAGCGCUAGCGUCUAUCCUACCGACUGUCUUGGAAAGGCUGCGUGAGGUGUGGAUAGAAGCCCUGGCGGCCGUCCCUCCAGACAUCGGGUUAAUGCAGAAUGUGGUGCACGUGCUUUCGGAGGCGAUCGCUUCCCCUGCGUGGACGGCUUCUAGAGGGGGCGUCGCGGAUGACGUUAGAGGUAAUGAAGGCGGAAGGGGCAUCAACUCGGCGAUGGUGGUCCCGUGGCACGCUGCCACCGGGCACGGAAGUGGCGAAGGGGCGGGCGGUGGCGCGUCCGCAUGGUUUUCGCGUUUCGUGCCCUUAGUCCUCGAAGCGUUUCCCGUUCGCCCGCUCGAAGGUGAGUUGCUGGGAAAUGUGGAAGAGGAGCGGCUGCGAGCUAUCCAAGGGCUCAACAUGGGCCUGUGCGAGCUUGUGGUAGCGGCCUGCGCCGGUCCCGGGGCGAUCACUGCUGCUGCCGCUGCCGCUCCCGAUGCCAGCGGCGCAGGCGGAGGGGAGGACCCUUCUGAGUGGCUUGCCCCCGUUCUGGCGCACGUCCAUGAGGUGCUGCGAGACGAGGUUGGGAGGAGCGGUGUGGCAGGGCCGCAGAUGUCGAGCGUCUUGCGCGUCCUGAGCGCUGCAACUUACAACCCGGCAGCGACGUCAAGUGCCUUUUCGGACUGGACAGCCCAAAGGCAGCGAUUACUGUCAGCUUUCGGCGACUUCUUGGAAUCCUUGCCCGCCCACUGCGAGGCCAAGCUGCUGUGCAUCAGGUUCGUGUGCUGCUUGGCGACAACUCUUUUGCGGGGUGCGACGAACGGCGAGGCUGUCAGCGAUGACCCCGAGACCCCUCCCGAGGUCUGCCGCUGGCUGCGGUCGCUGCCCGAGCUAUUGUGCCGCUGGGGUGGCGAGUUUCCGAGAGACUCGGAGGCUGUGCUUGGGGUCCUCGUGGAGGUCGCCAAGCACGCCCUUCCCCCCCAGCAGCCCCUCCCGACGAGGGGAGCAGAUGUCGGCGGAAAUCCCACCGGGAAGGGGAAGGCAAAAGGCAAGACGACUAGUGCAGGGGGAGCCCUCGCGGCAGGGUCGGGGUGUAAAGGGGGGGAGUGGGCAGUGGCAUCGUCGGAGCUCCUGCGCUCCAUCGAACCUGCACUGCUGGUUGAGUUCUUCGGCGAUCAAGGAUUCCUCUUGCUACCGGCGGCUGCGCAGAGGAAUGCUAUCUCGUUCCUUUACCACCUUCCCUCGAUUCCGGGCAAAGUUGUGUGUGAGCUCGCGGCGGCGUGCUCGGAACCCACGGCACUUGAUAAGGACAUUCGCUCGUUUGUGCUGGAGGUGAUGCACCACCGCCGCCGCAGCCUCAGCCCCAGCGCAUACCUUGGCUUUCUGGUGAGCAUAUUGACAGCAUCCGCGGGCGUGAAGAACACGGGUGGGGCCAAAAGAACAGCCGAACAACGGGCAGGGGGUAGUAGUGGUAGCGGAAAGCGGCGCCGGCAGAGGCCAGGUGCGACUGGGGGAGGUGACGGCGCCACGCAUGGCGAGGAACCAGCAAUAGCGGCGGUGGUUGCGCCCUCCACGCUGUGGGAAACGGUGUUCGGGAGAGAUGAGGUGACAGGUGCCGUAUGCAACUCGCUCGCGAUGAUCGGGACGCGCGGCGGGACUGUGCUCGAGGCUCUGCAGCCGACGCUCCUGCAGCUACUGCGACAUCGAAGCAUUCGACAGGGUGGCGGGAGCAGCGCAGGAAAGGGAGAGAAACCGCAAGGCACGGCCGGGGGAAGGGGCGGCGGCGAUGUCUCCGUCGUGCGGUCGCUGGAUGAAGGCUCAUUGGCCGCAGUUUUGCAGGGACAACGGGCAGCGAUGGCGUGUGUGCUCUGCUGCUGGGAAGGGCUAGACGUGGCAACAGAGUUCUUUCGCUCACCAGUCCCGGCCGACACCAACAAUGGUACAGGCAACGCCAAACCAACACCAUCCCCGCUGUCCGCCCUCGAGAAGCCAAUGGCUGCGGCAUGCGUUUGGGCGAUGAAAACUGCAGGGACGGCCGAGGCAGCGGAGAAGGCUCGCGGAGCACGCCUCCUGCGUCCGGUGCUAGUCCUAGUUAAGCGCUGGCCGGCCCUCUUGCCUCUCAUGGUGGCGCUCAUAGUGGAAACAACGUCUGAGGUUGUCGAGGCCGCUAAGCACGACGCAGCGGGUGCCGCCAUGCAGGACCGAACUGUCGGGAUCGGGGGAACUCAGCCGUUGGAGCCGAUCCUGCGAUGUCUGCAGACCGUGGUGCGUGACCAGGGCUUGCAAGGGCAGCUGCGGCGGCGACACAUCGGCGUCCUGCGUGAGGGCACGAGGACACUCUGCGCGGCGUUGGACGGGUCGCCGCUGAAAAGUGUUGUGGUACAACUGCAGGCGGAUGUAGACGUCCUCGGUGGUGGUGGCGUAGAGGACCGUUUGGAUUAACUAUUGCAGAGCGGCAGGAUCUUGACGAAGAGUCUAUCCUGUGUAAAUAUGUGAGCGCUCUGGACGCGGGCGAGAAG
Molecule: messenger RNA, 3335 nt
Organism: Ectocarpus sp. CCAP 1310/34
Lineage: Eukaryota; Phaeophyceae; Ectocarpales; Ectocarpaceae
Source: the annotation of a GenBank genome assembly